This is a messenger RNA of Eruca vesicaria subsp. sativa (arugula), 762 nucleotides long. The record is from the annotation of a GenBank genome assembly. Lineage: Eukaryota; Viridiplantae; Streptophyta; Magnoliopsida; Brassicales; Brassicaceae.
UCUCAAAUCUUAAACUCUUAAAUGGAUUCUCAGGACAUUAGGUACCGUGGUGGAGACACCGCAACAACAGCUAUGGCUGAAACGGAGAGGAAACAAGCAGCUGACGGCAACAACAGAGGCAAAGGCAAACGCGAUCAUCACAAGAGGGCGAUGGCUAAACGCGGUCUCAAAUCUCUGACGUUAGCUGUUGCAGCUCCUGUCCUCGUGACGCUCUCCGUAUCCUACUUCCUCCGGAAUCGAGCUCCGUCCUCCUCCUGGAUUCCAUCUCUGUCUCUGUGGGUCCUUCACUUCAUGCGUCUCGCCUCCAGCGGUCUGAUGGGCUUGGCUGCGUGGUUAGUAUGGGUCGAUGGUGGGUUCCACAGAAAGCCUAACGCUCUGUAUCUUUACUUUGCUCAGUUUAUGCUGUGUUUGGUUACUUUCAUGGUCGGGUCGGGAUUAGCUGCUGGACUUGCAGUGUGGUUGGGUCAGUCUGCUGCUUUGUUCGGAUGCUACAAGGCCUUUAAUGGGAUCAGUCCGGUCGCUGGUAAUAUAGUCAAGCCGUGUUUGGCUUUUGCUGCGUUUGUAGCAGCCGUUAAUAUUGUAAAGCUCACAAUCGCGUGAGAUCUGUAAGACUGUAAACAGUAAACGCCGACGAUGGAUGUGAAUGUGAUAGUCUCUGAGAUACUACGGUGUUGUGGCGUCGUAAUCAAUCGUUUUUCAAGUGUUUCAAACAAAAACAUAAAGAUGUCGUCGUGGUCUAAUCGGUUAGUAUGAUGCGUGCCC